This is a messenger RNA of Phalaenopsis equestris, 825 nucleotides long. RefSeq lists its product as uncharacterized. NCBI's taxonomy places the organism in Eukaryota, Viridiplantae, Streptophyta, Magnoliopsida, Asparagales, Orchidaceae. The transcript has 2 exons. The record is from RefSeq and is a predicted model, not a curated record. Bases 178 to 798 code for a protein of 206 amino acids.
CAUUAUGUACGCAACGCCAUUAAUUUUUUUCCAGAUUUCCCGUAAAUGGAUCAACAUUUCCGCUGUUUCUCACAGCCAUCUACUCACUUAAAGCAGCAGCAGGUCCAACUCUCUCCCUCUUUCCAGCCAACCACCGCAUAAUAUAAUUUGCAAAACGCGUCGGAACGCCUAAAUUAAAUGGGGAACUGUGCCUUUGCCGGCGGCGACGGCCCUUCUUCGCCGACGAUCAAAGUAGUCACGCCCGACGGCGGUGUGAUGGAGCUCGACGCCCCGGUGACCGCCGAACUCAUCACCGCCGCCUUUCCCGGCUACGCCAUCUUCCCAAACCGCGACCUUUCCUCAUCUCCUCUGCUCCACACCGACAAUCUCGCAGCCGGCGAGCUGUACAACUUACUUCCGUUGACCACCCGCGCUGCUAGUAUUACUCUUCUACCCUCCGUAACUGCGCCGUAUCGUGUAUCUUUUGACCGCCACGCCGCUCUCUUCUCCCGGCGGCUGAAGACGGAGGCCUACUCUCCGGCGAUGGCUGCGGGGGUGUGGAAGGUGAAGCUGGCGAUAAGCAGGGCGGAGCUGGCGGAGAUAUUGGGCGAGGAAACGAGGACGGAGGCGCUUAUAGAGAGCGUGAGGGCGAUGACGAUGUGUGCCGCCGGUGGAUCGUCGGGUUCAACGGCGACGGCGUCGGAUCUGCAGAGCUUCUCGAGCAGCCGGAAGACUUCGUCGGAGAAUCUUGGUUUUAGCUGUUCGGCCGGAAGAUUUCGCCGGAGAAUGUGGGGUCCGGAUAGUGAUGUGGAAGAUUGAUUUUCCCCACCUAAGAUAAUUUGUUUA